Messenger RNA from Marasmius oreades (fairy-ring Marasmius), 939 nucleotides. RefSeq lists its product as uncharacterized. Lineage: Eukaryota; Fungi; Basidiomycota; Agaricomycetes; Agaricales; Marasmiaceae. The record is from RefSeq and is a predicted model, not a curated record. The coding region runs from base 283 to 912 and encodes 209 amino acids. Gene Ontology annotation, molecular function: protein binding. The transcript has 3 exons.
UUGAGCUCGACCGAACCCCGUCCAUUUUCAGGAGUGCGAUGAAUAACCUCCCAUUCAUACUUUCAGCUCUUUUCGAGUCUACCUGGUGUUGGCGAUUUAAAUCCAAAUCGUACUGUUCUCCACAAAUAAGCAUUUGUAGUCUUGCUCAGGUACUCGGCCAAGUAUCAAGCGUUAAACCAUUCGAUGCUCCCCGUUCAUCCGCGAUCCGGGUGGACUUGUCUUUCUUCUAAAAUGAUCGGUUUCUGCUCGGAUUAAAGGGGCCUCCAUCCACCCUUUCUCAGCAUGACACUCUCGCCCAUCGCCCCACCCCACAUUCAUAAUACGCGAUUCUUCUUUCCAGAUGGAACAGUGAUAUUUCUUGUUGGGAGCAUGCUCUACAAAGUGCACCGUUAUUUCUUUCAAAGGGACUCCUCAAUCUUUGAUGCCAUGUUCUCCUUACCCCCUCCUGAAGGCAAACGCCCUGAGGGCGAAGACGAGAAUAAUCCCAUAGUUUUGGUAGGCGUCGAGCCUCAAGACUUUGACCGGUUGUUGGCAAUCUUUUACCCUUGCGACUUUGUGGAGCCGGAGCUCCGAACCAUCGAAGAAUGGAUAUCAAUCCUCAACCUCUCAACUCGCUGGGACUUUACCUCUCUUAGAGAACUCUCCAUCACUCGAAUUUCCCAAGUCCUCGAUGACCCUUCAGACCUGAUCGUACUUGGUAUUCAAUACAACGUCACCAGCUGGCUUGUGUCGGCGUAUACCGAGAUUUGCGAACGAAAAGAACCGUUGACGUUGGAAGAGGGGAGGAAGGUCGGGGUAGACCUUUGUGUGAUGAUAGCGCAGGCCAGGCAUAAGAUACGAUACAACUCGAAUCUGAAUAGGGAUCAUGAUACGAUUGUCCAGGUCAUACGACACAUCUUUAACCUGAAGUGAAAGAGUGACGUACUUGUUAGUUUCGCC